Messenger RNA from Myiozetetes cayanensis, 5011 nucleotides. It is a transcript of the gene PMM1, whose product is annotated as phosphomannomutase 1. The record is from RefSeq and is a predicted model, not a curated record. NCBI's taxonomy places the organism in Eukaryota, Metazoa, Chordata, Aves, Passeriformes, Tyrannidae. The transcript has 8 exons. Gene Ontology annotation, cellular component: cytosol. Gene Ontology annotation, molecular function: phosphomannomutase activity. The coding region runs from base 76 to 846 and encodes 256 amino acids. Gene Ontology annotation, biological process: protein N-linked glycosylation; GDP-mannose biosynthetic process; mannose metabolic process.
GGAGGGCGGGCGGCCGCCAUCGCCUCCCCGGCGCGGUCCCGCCUCCCGCCCGCAGAGCCCGGGCCGGCGGCGGGCAUGGCGGCGGCGCGGGGCCGGGUGCUGUGCCUCUUCGACGUGGACGGGACCCUGACGCCGGCUCGGCAGAAAAUCGAGCCGGAGGUGGACGCGUUCCUGCGGGAGCUGCGGGAGAGGGUGCACAUCGGCGUGGUGGGAGGCUCCGACUAUGCCAAGAUAGCCGAGCAGCUGGGGGACGGGGACGAAGUCAUUGAAAAGUUUGACUAUGUCUUCGCAGAGAACGGCACAGUGCAAUACAAGAAUGGGCAGCUGGUCUCCAAGCAGGCCAUUCAGGACCACCUGGGGGAAGAGCUGCUGCAGGAUCUGAUCAACUUUUGUCUCAACUACAUGGCAUUGCUGAAGCUGCCCAAGAAACGAGGAACCUUCAUUGAGUUUCGCAAUGGGAUGCUGAACAUCUCCCCCAUCGGAAGAAGCUGCACCCCAGAAGAGCGAAUUGAGUUCUCUGAGCUGGACAAGAAAGAGCGGAUCCGGGAGAAGUUUGUGGCAGCCUUGCAGAGGGAGUUUGCUGGCAAGGGCCUGCGUUUCUCCCGAGGUGGCAUGAUCAGCUUUGACGUGUUCCCAGAGGGCUGGGACAAGCGCUACUGCCUCAAUGUGCUCGAUGACGAGAGAUUCGACACCAUCCACUUCUUUGGGAAUGAGACGACCCCUGGAGGGAACGAUUAUGAAAUCUAUGACGAUCCCCGCACUGUGGGACACAGUGUCCAGUCCCCCCAAGACACGGUCCAGCGAUGCCGCGAAAUCUUCUUUCCAGAAAGAGCCAAUGAGUGCUGACUGCCAGGUCCUUGCAGCCCUGCCCCAGUCCCACUCUCUCCCCCCACCAGGAAAAGCACCUUGAUUUGAGGAAUCUGCUCAGGGUAGACCAAAAAAACACUUUACAGAGCUGGUGAGGAUGUAACACGAGUGCGGGCGGGUGGCAGGAGGAGCCUUAGCUGAGCAGCCCUUCGGCACUCCCCAUCUGUGGCUAGGGGUCGUGGCACCAGACCCUCCUCGCCUUCAGAAAAACUUCUCUCUUGACAGUUCGGCUGUGGUGGGAGGUGAUGCAGAUGCUUUUGUGAUUGGAAAGCAUUUGAAAGGGACAGUCGAGAGCAUGUGUGUGUCCUCCCCAUGCUCCCUCUCCUCUCCUUUUCCACUCUGUUUCUCUUAACAGUUCUGCAUGAGGGAAUAUGCUUCUCAUCUUUCUCUCUCCCUUGUACCUUGGCCCAGGAGGCCAGGGCUGCUGAGGCUGCAGACAUUCACAGGAGCUGCUCCAAGGCAAGAAGCCAGGAAGGCUGUUUGCUCCAAGCCUUGGUAGGAAGGAAUAGUUGGGAUCCCAUCUUGUUGCACCAUUGUGCAUUCUAAUGGAGAGGUCACCAUGUCCUUGCCCUCAAUGCCACACUGUGCCAGUCCCUCCCUACAGGUGACCUGGGAACAAUAGCUUUAAAAUUACUGGGCUGCUGCUCUGAGCUUUGCUCGGGUGCAUGAAGAAACCAGUUCUUCUCUAUAGCUUACAAAAGCCCCCUAGGGUUUAUUUUCUAUAUUAUUAUUCUCUAUGUUCAAGUCAGACCUUGCCUGGCAUGGCUGGAGGAUGCUGGCACCUGGUGUGUGCAGAGCAUGCUCUGGAGCAGUUUGGGGCAGAAGGCUUUCCAAUGGCCUUCCCAGUCCCAUGUCCAUUAGGUGACACAGACCACAGAAUCACAGAAUUGUUAGGGUUGUAAGGGACCUCUGGAAAUCAUCUAGUCCAACCCCCUGCUAAGGCAGGGUCACCUAGAGUGGGUUAAGCAGGAAUGCAUCCAGGUGGGUUUUGAAUGUCUCCAGAGCGGGAGACUCCAGGACCUCCGUGGGCAGCCUGUUCCACUGCUCUGCCACCCUCUACAUGAAGAUGUUCUUCCUCAUGUUGAGGUGAAACUUCUUGUGUUUUUAGUUUAUGGCCGUUGCUCAUUGUCCUGUCGCUGGGCACCACUGGUAAGAGUCUGGCACCAUCCUCCUGGCACCUGCCUUUGAGGUAUUUAUAUGCAUUAAUGAGUUCCCCUCUUAGUCUUCUCUAGACUAAACAGGCCCAGCUCCUGCAGUCUGUCCUCGUUAGAAAGAUGUGCCUGUGUAAAACCUUACCCAGGGCAUUCAUAACAGACCAAGUCUCCUUGCUUUCCAGUGCUCAGCUUUCCAUCCUGCUGCCAGAGAUAUUUUCAGAGAGGACCAACACAGGCCAAAUGUGGUUCAUAGUGCCAAUGGAGGCACCUCCCAAGCAGUGCCCUCCAAGCUUGCUUUUCUACCCCGUCUUGUCCCACACACUCAGUUUACAUGGUCAUCUUUAGGGAGGCAGGGUGUCUAGUGCAGCCGUUGCCUGUCCUAUUCCUCUCCCUGGAUCUUUGUGGGUUGCAAACCCACAUCUCUCCCUUGACCUUCUCCCUCUUAUUCCCGGCAGUUACCUUAGGGUGUGUGGCCACACUAGUAGCACUAGUCAUAAUUUAGUGCUCAAAAGGAGCUCAGGGAGAUGUCCUGCUUGUAGCUCCUCCAGACACGCGAUCUGGCGUUUGUGGACCUGGAGAGUGCUGGAGGUUCCUGCAAACCUCCCACCAUUGCUCCCCAGGAGUCUUUCUCAGCCCAUCCCUGGUGGUAUGGCACUGCCCUGUCUCUUGCUCCUGUUUUUUCUACCCUUUUUCUCCUCUUCCUGCUUUCCUCACCGUUGCUCUUCAUCUCCCACUAGCAGCUGGACUGCAGAGAGAAGUUUCGCAGCUGCCUACUGCCACCUAAGCAAGGCACCACCACCUUCCUGAGGUGAGAUACACUGGUGCUUUCAGACCCAGGGCAGGGCUCCCCCAUUGCCAUGGGCAGAGUUCCAAGCGGCUGCCUGGCCGCAGGAGCAAGGAUACUGUAUGACCAAUGCUGGUGGGGUGCUGUCUCCUCCACUUAAUUGCACAUCUUAACUACAACACAUCAGAUCUCUGAUGCAUCACAUUUGCAUGAGUGCAGCUGUCUGCCUGGCAUCUGGAAAUCCCCAACAAAUGCACAAAUUCCUCCUUCUACCCAGAGAAGAUUUCUGUGUGGGAGAAGAGGACCUGUUGGAGAAGCCUGAAUGCAGGGUACCCGUUUCACAGGUCACAGGUUUUGGCCCUUCACUGCAACCUUCAUGGAGGAAUUGUGUGUUUUGUGGUUCCUCCUUCUGUGUUUCACUGUGGAUCAGGUUACAUGUGAGUCUUGGGGAGUUUAUUUUUCCUGUAAGUCUAUUCAAAGCCAGCUGGACCUCUAGUGAGUUUAGUGAAGAGCAGGGCCUAGCCCUGACGGCAUGGGGCACCAUGGUGGCCAUGGGGGCUGGCAUGAAGGGAAAGGCAGGCUCUGUCCAAGGCUGCUCCUGGUGGGAGUAUGUCCCUUGCUCAGGAUGGGGUGAGUUGCAGGUUGAGCAGAGCAGAGAGACAGAGAUGACCUUUGAGGCACCAGCCAUCGCUUUCUCAGGAGCUCACUUGUGCAUGGGUGGGAUCAGGUUCAGGAACUGUCCCCAUUCCUCUCUCUUACACCAAGCUUGGGCUAGUUGAGGGCAUCUCCCACCUGGACACCCAAGAGGCCAAGAGGGAUGAGGAGGAGGAUGGCGGCAUGAGAAGUAGGUGGGGCAGCCACAGGGUGUCAGAGCCACAGAAUGGUUGAGGUUGAAGGGACCUCUGGAGAUUCCUGGUCCCACACCCCUGCUCAAGCAGGGCCACUGAGAGCCCUGGCUGCCCAUGCUGUGUUUUUGCAGGCAGGGAUGACACAGGGAUGGGAGCCCUACACCUAGGGGACGUUUCAUGCCUGUCGCUGAGACCCCUUUGAUGCUCCUGUCACGGUGGGUGCCCACAGAGCAAGUGGGGGUUUCUCCCUGUGCAUGAGUGAGCAGGUGUGGCAGGCCCCACGCCCGGGACUGUCUUGCUACGUGUCUCCAUAUCCGUGCAAGAUGGGCGGCUCCUGUCUGGCUGAUACCAACUGUUAAAGAAGAAAUAUAUUUAAAUACAUAGAUACGUAUAUUAAAAAAAUUAAAAUCAAUCCUAUUAAAGCCACAACACGCAGCAGUUGGAGGCAGCAUGUGCUUUGUGCUGGGCUGUGUGGGGGUGAAAGGCAGCCAGACUACAGGCAGCCACACUUAUAAAUGCCCACAGCAGUGAGGAACCAGCCUCGGUCCUGGUCACCCCUCAUGGUGGGCAGCAGCUUCCCAUCCCAGGCUCACAGUGUGCUCCCCGUGAGCAAAGGCUGGAGCCCUCCCAGCCCCCCGGGACAUACUGUGCGGAGGUGGGUGAAUCUGUUCUGACGCCUGGAUUAAUCCCUGGGUGCUCCAGGUCCUUUACCUGAGAGAAUCACCAACAUCCCCACUGUGAUACAAACACACAGGACAAAAAGCCGGGAUGGGCAGGGCUCAUGGGAAAGUCACUUUUAAUGGUUUAUUGCCAAUGUUACAAAGGUUGACACAUGGUCAGACAGGCGGGAACCACACUGGAGUUGUAAAACCAACAACAACAAGUCUAGGGUUUUAGUUUAUUUAAAAAAAAAAAAAAUAGAGAAACUAAAAAUCAGUUUGCCUUGGCCAAGCUGACUGCAUGUCCUGGGUAUGCCUGGAGCCUGAGCCAGGGUUGCCACAGCCCCUGGAAGAGCCAGGCUUUCAGUUGGCAGUGAGACAGGCCAGAGGGUCCCAGGGCAGUCCCCACACCAGCCUGGUCUGGGGUAGCAUGUGGUGGUCUUCCUGAAUCCACAAGGCCCAGCUGUCCUGCAUGGCACCAGCCGUGCCCCGCUCCUCUCCCCACUUAUCCCUCUCAACAACAAUGGCAGGAAAGGUGGCAAACACCCCCACGCUGGUCCAUGCUGAGGACCAGCUGGCACCUCCUGCUGAGCAGGUGCCCCAGGAGCUGGCUGUCACUUCCUGCCCUGCUCAGAGGGUCUACUGGCACCCCACUGUUCCCAACCCUGCUUUGAAAUAAAUCUUUUAAGAUGCUGAUAA